CUACAUCUCCCUAGAGCUAACAGGGAGCUAGCAGCUGAGAGGGAGGAGGCAGAGUAAAACCGAGGCUGUGUGUCUGUGUGUGCGUGACUGCUGCCUCUCUCAGACUAGCCGGCUCGGCCACUGCUCUACUCCUGUUUCACACUUUUCCCUUUAACCUUGUGCAGCUGCUCAGCUCAGGCCUGCGCAUUUCACUCCAGGGUAAACAGAGGUCAGCGUGGGGGGACAGGAGUAACAACAUUAGGCUUCCUUUCCCCGACUCUCUACUCCAAACACUUGGUAGUAGCUGGCAGCUCCUGGCGGACGUGCAGGCAGGAUGAUAGCGGCUCAGCUUCUGGCCUACUACUUCACUGAGCUGAAAGAUGAUCAGCUCAAAAAGAUCGAUAAGUACCUGUACUCCAUGCGUUUCUCUGACGACACGCUGAAGGACAUCAUGAACCGCUUCCGGAGGGAGAUGGAGAGCGGACUCGAACGGGACACCAACCCCACCGCCUCGAUCAAGAUGCUGCCCACCUUCGUCAGGUCCAUCCCUGAUGGAUCAGAAAAGGGAGACUUCAUUGCUCUGGAUCUUGGGGGCUCAAACUUUCGAAUCCUGCGUGUCAAAGUGACCCAAGACAAGAAGCAACCGGUUCAGAUGGAGAGCCAGGUCUACGAGACCCCAGACGACAUCAUCCAUGGGAGUGGGUCACAGCUCUUCGGCCACGUUGCAGAGUGCCUGGGAGACUUCAUGGAGAAGCAGAAAAUUAAAGAUAAAAAGCUCCCUGUGGGAUUUACGUUCUCCUUUCCAUGCGUCCAAACCAAGCUGGAUGAGGCUGUCUUACUGACGUGGACGAAGAAGUUUAAAGCCAGCGGAGUGGAGGGCAUGGACGUUGUGAAGCUUCUAAACAAGGCCAUUAAGAAACGAGGAGACUACGAAGCAGACAUCAUGGCAGUGGUGAACGACACAGUCGGCACGAUGAUGACGUGUGGAUUUGACGACCAGCGCUGUGAAGUGGGAAUCAUUAUAGGAACGGGAACAAACGCCUGUUACAUGGAGGAGCUGCGCCACAUUGACCUGGUGGAGGGGGACGAAGGCCGGAUGUGCAUCAACACUGAGUGGGGUGCCUUUGGGGACGACGGCUCCCUGGAAGACAUACGCACAGAGUUUGACCGCGAGAUUGACAGAGGCUCCAUCAACCCUGGAAAGCAACUGUUUGAGAAGAUGGCGAGUGGGAUGUACAUGGGCGAGCUGGUUCGACUCAUCCUGGUAAAGAUGGCCAAAGAGGGGCUCCUGUUUGAGGGUCGGAUAACACCGGAGCUCCUGACCAAAGGAAAGAUCGAGACUAAGCACGUCUCUGCCAUCGAGAAGACUAAAGAAGGGCUGAAAAAGUGCAUGGAAGUCCUGACGAGGCUCGGUGUGGAGCCUUCGGACGAAGACUGUCUGGCCGUGCAGCAUGUUUGCACCAUCGUGUCUUUCCGUUCGGCUAAUCUCAUUUCUGCCACUCUGGGAGCCAUCCUCUCCCGCCUAAAGGAAAACAAAGGAGUCGCACGACUCCGCACCACUGUGGGCAUCGAUGGAUCUCUCUACAAGAUGCACCCACAAUAUGCUCGUCGCCUCCAUAAGACUGUGCGGCGUUUGGUUCCAGACUCGGAUGUCCGCUUCCUGUUGUCUGAGAGUGGGAGCGGGAAAGGCGCUGCCAUGGUGACGGCGGUAGCGUACCGGCUAACAGAACAGGCGCGGCAGAUUCAGCAGACGUUGGCAGAAUUCAGGCUGAGCAAAACUCAGCUGUUAGAGGUGAAGAAGAGGAUGAGGAUAGAAAUUGAAAGAGGUCUGAAGAAAGAAUCUCACCAGGAAGCCACGGUCAAAAUGCUGCCUACCUUCGUUCGAAGCACACCAGAUGGAACAGAAAAUGGAGACUUUCUCGCCCUGGACCUUGGAGGGACAAACUUCCGUGUGCUCCUGGUAAAGAUUCGCAGUGGGAAGAGGCGAUCAGUUGAAAUGCAUAACAAAAUUUAUGCCAUUCCCAUAGAAGUUAUGCAGGGCACAGGAGAAGAGCUUUUUGACCACAUCGUUCACUGCAUCUCGGAUUUUCUAGACUACAUGGGGAUGAAAAGCGCUCGGCUGCCUCUCGGAUUCACCUUCUCCUUCCCCUGCCAUCAGACCAGUCUGGAUGCAGGUAUCCUGGUGACCUGGACAAAAGGCUUUAAGGCAACAGACUGUGAGGGAGAAGAUGUAGUGGAGCUUCUCCGGGAUGCGAUCAAGAGGAAAGAGGAGUUUGAGCUGGAUGUGGUUGCCAUAGUGAACGAUACGGUGGGAACGAUGAUGACCUGUGCGUAUGAGGAACCCACCUGUGAGGUGGGACUGAUUGCAGGGACAGGAAGUAACGCCUGCUACAUGGAAGAGAUGAGGAACAUUGAGAUCGUGGAGGGAAACGAAGGCCGGAUGUGUGUCAACAUGGAGUGGGGGGCCUUUGGAGAUAACGGCUGUCUGGAUGACAUCAGGACGAAGUACGACCAGGCAGUGGAUGAGAACUCGCUCAACGAAGGCAAACAAAGAUACGAGAAGAUGUGCAGCGGGAUGUACUUGGGUGAAAUUGUCAGACAGAUUUUAAUCGAUCUGACCAAGCGUGGCUUCCUCUUCCGAGGACAAAUCUCAGAGACGCUGAAGACCAGAGGCAUCUUUGAGACUAAGUUCCUGUCACAGAUAGAGAGCGAUCGUCUGGCGCUGCUGCAGGUCAGGGCCAUCUUGCAGCAGCUGGGGCUCGACAGCACCUGCGAUGACAGUAUUAUCGUUAAGGAGGUGUGCGGCACGGUGUCCCGCCGCGCCGCUCAGAUCUGCGGAGCCGGUAUGGCUGCUGUGGUGGACAAGAUCCGUGAGAACAGAGGACUGGACCACCUGGACAUCACAGUGGCCGUGGAUGGGACGCUCUACAAGCUGCACCCACACUUCUCUCCAAUCUUCCAACAGACAGUGAAAGAACUGGCCCCCAAAUGUGACGUGAAUUUCACGCUGUCUGAGGACGGCAGCGGUAAAGGAGCUGCCCUCAUCACCGCUGUGGGCUGCCGCCAGAGGGAGCUGGACGCCCAGCAGCAGUGAGGAGCCCUGUCCUGUUCACCCACCUGCUGCUCCACCUUCACCCGCUGAACCCAUCGCCCCCUCGGUAGCCGUGACUCCACCUCUGCUCCACCUGGUCCACCUACAGCCAGAGAGACGUGCUGCCUGCACAAAGUCCACACUGAAGAUGCAAAUAUUUAUUUAUACUGUCAGAGGCUUUAUUAUUUCCAUGUUUGUACAUUUUCCUCAAUAGCUUGUCAAUAAUCUGAUAAACCUAAACUCCAUACCUGUGCAAUAUUUGUGUAUUGCUAAUUUUAUUUUUAUAUGGAGGCAAAUAUAUAACUGUAUUUAUAUAGCUGAGGCCACUUUGAACCCCAGAGGUCAUUAGAGUUUUGCACCAUAGAUGCAAAUAAAUCUGCACUUUUUCUAUGAAAGCUACAACAGCAGCAUUUCAAUGUCAUUCCCAAAUGAAGGAUGUCUCCUCUGCGACGUAUGAAGCAGAAAACCAGCGCCAAAAGGGCUCACAGCAAAGGGUCGAAUGCGAGAGUCACGGCUGUUCAGUUCCUCGUCAUUUGAUGUGCAACAGGCUUCCAUCAUGUGCUAAGCUACUAACCCAUGUUUGUGUAACUGUCAGUGUUACUCACAUAUUCAGAUAACUCUGCAGCGCCACACACCCACCGUAGAAAAAGGACAGUAAUUAUUGUGGAUUGUUAAACUUUUUGGUGUUGUGAUGAAUCCCACUUUUAUUCAUUGUAUGUGCAACAAAUAAAUGUUUAUGGGGCCCCAGGAAAGGAGUGAAAACA
This is a messenger RNA of Melanotaenia boesemani (Boeseman's rainbowfish), 3834 nucleotides long. RefSeq names its product hexokinase-1. Gene Ontology annotation, biological process: glucose 6-phosphate metabolic process; glycolytic process; intracellular glucose homeostasis. The record is from RefSeq and is a predicted model, not a curated record. Lineage: Eukaryota; Metazoa; Chordata; Actinopteri; Atheriniformes; Melanotaeniidae. The transcript is spliced from 18 exons. Gene Ontology annotation, cellular component: mitochondrion; cytosol. Gene Ontology annotation, molecular function: D-glucose binding; ATP binding; fructokinase activity. The coding region runs from base 314 to 3073 and encodes 919 amino acids.